CCACGGUGGUGAGCAAAGAUUACAUUUGACACGUGAUUCGUGGUAUGACACGUGAUUCAUUAGCCACGCUCAUUACCAUCUGAUUAUAUCACUAGGAUAUCCAAUUUAUGAUCAGAAGGGACAGAAGUAUAUCGGAUAUAUUAUCAAGAGCGACCAGAGAAAGAAUCGUCACUCUUGUUAAUGCUCUACGAUGGAGUGGUUGCCGGAACUAAAUACCAGUAAUGGAUUCGCCGAAAUAGACAUGCUAUCGAGUAGGCACACUACUGACAUCGCUAACGCAAUCACGGAAAUAAAUGGUAGUUUAAUCCCGAGUGGGAGUCACGUGGUUUACAGUAGCGUUGAACCGGAAUUAGGAAAUGUGUUCACGAUGUACCAAACAACGGUGCCCAAUACCACGAUUGGGUUGGACGAGAUCCCGGCUUUGCCGCCAACUCUGUUUAUUGUCCUAUCUACGCUUGCACUUAGCAUGGUCGUAAUAUUGACUAUUGUUGGGAACGUACUGGUUUUAUUAGCUGUGGCAAUGGAACGAUCUCUCCGAUCUGUCACCCAUUAUUUUAUCGUUAACUUAGCAGUUGCCGAUCUGUUGCUUGGGACAACAGUUUUACCAUUCUCAGCAACCUAUGAAAUAAUACCGUAUUGGCCGUUUGGACCCGCUUUCUGCGAUGUAUGGGCGGCGGUAGAUGUACUGUGUUGCACUGCCUCUAUCAACAGUCUGUGUGUGAUCAGCAUAGAUCGAUAUAUUGGGGUGACACGUCCGCUGCAGCAUAAUAUGAUAAUGACGAAAAAACGAGCUGCCAUAGUAAUGGCACUGGUUUGGAUCUUUUCCGUAGCUAUAUCGGCCGGACCUUUAUUUGGUUGGAGACCCCCUACAAAGGAUCCUAAUAUAUGUCCUCUCACAGACUCACUCGACUAUGUUUUGUUCUCAGUUGCUGGGUCAUUCUACAUUCCAUUAAUAAUUAUAUUGGUCCUCUACUACCGCAUUUACAGGGAAGCCAUUAUUCAGACCCGGAGUCUCAUGGCAGGAGAGAAAAGCACCGGGAAAGGUAAAAAUGACAUAACGCUGAGAAUUCACACCGCCCAGCCAAGAACAAUAAACAACGCUAGGAAAAAUAGGAGCAAGUCGCAGACUACAGGUCUCACUCAGAAACUACAGCGGUUUAAUAAGGAGAAAAAGGCGGCAAAAACGUUAGGAAUUGUGGUCGGAGUAUUCAUCGUCUGCUGGCUUCCAUUUUUUAUGCUACUGCCAAUCACUUCCAUCUGCGGAAAAUCGUGCUUCCCACCGGAGUUGGUUUUUAAAAUAGCAUUCUGGUUAGGAUAUUGCAAUAGCUGCCUGAAUCCCAUUAUUUACGCGCUAUCGAACAGAUCGUUUAAAAGAGCCUUCAAGAGAAUCCUCACAUGCCAAUAUGGACGACGGAAGCGCCGCUUGAUGUAUCGCGACCAUUAUCUACGAACCUCCGGUAAAAACCUUAUUCAAUAUCAAAACAGUAUUAAUGGCACAAGGGGCGCCACCAACCGGCGGUUUCGCAAAACUAGUACAAGUGGUUAUGAAUUGACAGAGAUUUCAGUGACCCCAGCCACACCGAGCCCCUCCAGUGAAAAUUCACGAAGCAUCGAGGGACUAAAAGAGGAACUGAGGCAACAUGGUCAUUUCGAGAACAGAUUUAAGCAGACCAAUAUGAACAUCGUCACGAUUACGGGCGAUGAAAACUGUAAUUCCGAGUCUCAAAAGCUUUUGAUGAGUGCUAUUCGGGAGGAUGACGUCAAAUCCCGCGAGUCGCAGGAUGAUGACCAUGUAGUUUCCAAUACAGACGUCAUAGACGAGAUAUUUGUAGAGAAAGAAGUAAACCAAACUUCACCUGUAGGUGAUCCUUCGUUAGAGUAUGAACUUUGUAGUGCAUGUAAGACAAAAUUCAAGAAAGCUAAUGAGCCCUCCGCAGAUGGCAACGGCCUUCAGCCAAAAAAAGACAGUUCGUCUAAACCAAUACAUCUGACUCCGACACGUGGACAUGAACGCCCACAUUUGGCGAUCUGGGAGCGAAUGUCAUCCCUCGAUAGUGAAACGACAGACACGUGUAAUGAUAGCCUGAGUCUGAAUAAAUCCAGGGAGAGUGUGUUUUCUUUGCAAAUCGUAGAAGAAGGCGAUAUCCCACUUACCAUUUCAAGUCGAGAACCUAGGCGUAGCCCAGUGAGGAGAGAACUGCCACACAUCCAUGGACAGACAACCCACACUGACGCUGGGGUACAGACGACGGACAGUCUGUUGUCAUUGGACUUUUUGAACGAAUGCUUACUGAGAAGAAACAAGAACGUGACGCAGUCUUCCCUAUCUACCUGCAAAUGUGAACAAUCUAACUGUGCAUUUUCGUCCUACCAAAACCGCAAUGUUGUCGAGGAAAAACCACAUCAGUCGUUAGUCAUAGAUCACAACCAAACAUCGAUGGUUGCUAUGAGUCAAAAACUUUCCAAAUUACAAUAG
Saccoglossus kowalevskii is the source of this 2476-nucleotide messenger RNA. RefSeq lists its product as uncharacterized. Lineage: Eukaryota; Metazoa; Hemichordata; Enteropneusta; Harrimaniidae. The record is from RefSeq and is a predicted model, not a curated record. Gene Ontology annotation, cellular component: plasma membrane. Gene Ontology annotation, molecular function: alpha1-adrenergic receptor activity. Gene Ontology annotation, biological process: cell-cell signaling; adenylate cyclase-activating adrenergic receptor signaling pathway; positive regulation of cytosolic calcium ion concentration.